UCACAUGACCAGGUGGGGCAGCCGAGGCUGUUGGAGUCGAGCUGUGAAGAAAAAUCCAACCUGUCAACAACCUGUCGUUCUCGGACACAUUUGUGAUAAUAAAUGAUCUCCCCCGGUGACUAGCGGGUGUUAUGGAGCUAACUGAAGGCAGAGUACCCACCCUGUGACAUGUUGGCCCAAGCAGGAUCAUGGCACACCGGACCUCCUCCUAAACAUCACAAGCUCCGACUGUCGUCAUGGCCUCCAGCUAUGCACCGCCGUUUGAGGGCACAGGUGAAGUAAAGGAGGGCUUUCUCUGCCCUCUGUGCCUGAAGGACCUCCAGUCUUUCUACCAACUCCAGGGCCACUAUGAGGAGGAGCAUUCAGGAGACGACCGGCACGUUCGAGGACAGCUCAAGAAUUUGGUUCAUAAGGCAAAGAAAGCCAAAGACAAACUGUUGAAGAGGGAUGGAGAUGACCGACCAGACACCGGUAGUUAUGAGUCCUUCUACUAUGGUGGGGUCGACCCAUACAUGUGGGAACCUCAGGAACUGGGAGCAACUAGAAGUCACCUGGACCUGUUUAAGAAACACCGGGCAGCGCGCAUCGAUCAUUAUGUUAUUGAGGUCAAUAAGCUCAUCAUAAGACUGGAAAAGUUGACUGCGUUUGACCGAGCCAACGCAGAUGCUGCUAAAAUUAGAGCCAUUGAGAAAUCCGUGGUGUCCUGGGUGAGUGACUCCGAUGUCCCCUUCUGUCCUGAUUGUGGAAACAAGUUCAACAUCCGAAACAGACGCCACCAUUGUCGGCUCUGUGGAUCCAUCAUGUGCAGGAGGUGCAUGGAAUUCGUUCCCCUGCCGUUGGCCCAGAAGCUCAUCAAUGGCACUCGAGAAGCUCUGUGUGUGCCUGGAAGCCCCAGUCAGUCCCAGUCUCCACCAGUAGGGGGCGGAAGCAGUGGGAUGGGCUCCCGGAGGGGCAGCAUUACCAGCUUGAGCAGCGUAGCGUCCAUUUUGGAAGAAAAGGAUGAUGAGAAGAUCCGCUGCUGUCACCACUGCAUGGACACUCUGCUGAAGAGGCAGCAGAAGUUAGAGGAGAAGGAUCACGUUCCAGACAUAGUGAAACUUUAUGAGAGGCUGAGAAUGUGCAUGGAGAAAGUGGAGGAAAAGGCUCCAGAGUAUAUUCGAAUGGCUGAAUCACUCAACGCCGGAGAAACCACAUACAACCUGGACACUGCUGGAGGACUGAGGCUGGAAGUGCAGAAAUACUACGAACUCAUUGAUGCUCUAAGUAAGAAGAUUUUAACUCUGGGGGUGAAAAGUGAGCCGCAGCCACACCCGAAGGCGCUCCAGCUACAGAGGAUGAUACGCUACACAGCCACGCUGUUUGUCCAGGAGAAGCUUUUGGGGCUGAUGUCUUUGCCCACGAAGGACAAAUAUGAAGAGCUGAAAGAGAAGAGGAAACAGGACCAAGAGAGACGACUCCAACAAGAGAGACAGGGGGCCCAGGAGAAUCUGAAAAGGAGGCAGGAGUAUGAGAAAAACCGCCCACCGGCCAAUGGAGAGCUGCCACAGGCCCCCCGCAUGACCAAGGCUGGCGGGUGGCUGCCCUCUGCUGACUCUGCCCACGCUCGCAGCGAGCUGGAAGAUCCCCUCUUGCAGCAGAUUGAAAACAUCCAGUCAUUCCUCCGUCAGGCGCGUGAAGCGCAACGGACAGACGAGGUCGCCAUGCUGGAGGAGAACCUGCGGCAGCUGCAGGACGAAUACGACCAGCAGCAGACCAGCAUGGCCAUCGCUCUCUCCCAAAAAUUGGCGCAGGAGGAGAGCUUGCAGCAAGGGGAGCUGCAGCGCCUGGAGGCUCAGGAAAGGGAGGGAAGGGAGCAGUGGGGCUCCACUUUUGUCUCCACGCAGCCGCCCUUCAUCUGGGAGCCGUCCCUGGAUAUCAACCCAGCAGGAGACCACCAGGUGGACUCGGGGGUAGAAACUACUGCAGAAAUCCCGACUCUGAAAACCGAGGCCAGUCCAUCGGCUGUCAGAGCCCUCUCCUCGCUCACACCUCUAGAGGAUUCUCCUCCAAGACUAAGGAGCUUAGGGGGGCACAUAACCCCGCCUAGUGGUGAAGGACAGAGCAGCACCUCCCUUAACCCUUUCGAAGAGGAGGACUCCACUCCCAUUGAGGAGGAUCCAUCCAAUCCCUUCUUCGAGGACAUCAAGAAGGAAGUUUCCAACGGGAAGAAGGAAUGCAACCCCUUUGAUGAAGACGCAGACAGAGAGGACCAACAGGCUGAAACUGCACCAAGCAACCCGUUCGAGGAGGACGACGCAGGUAACCCAUUUAUUGACGGUGCUGGGAACUCACCCGAGGCCUCUACCAACCCCUUUGACGGGGACGUCGACGACGAAGCGCUGCCAGAUGUGGACAUGAUAGAGGAAGAGCUGCUGCUCCAGCAGAUCGACAACAUCAGGGCAUACAUCUUUGAUGCCAAACUCAGCGGGCGGCUCGACGAGGUUGAGCUCUUGUCGGAGAAUCUCAAAGAGCUACAGUACACUCUACAGGAACAGAAGAAGAAGAGGCACUAACACACCCUGGCUCCAAUCACCUGCUAUUUACCAAGUUGUCCGGGGCUCGCACAGUUUAGGAAUGGUCAACCCAGUUUACCGCAGUUUGGAAGAAGUCUGAUCCAUCACACAUUAAUUGAAUGUGUACCUAGAUUUACAGUCCCUGAUUUUCUAACAUCUAUUUAGAUCAUUUAAGAUUGCAUAGGGCUGAGCUCAAACCCAUGCAUGAGUUUAAAGCACAGAGUAAAAAUGUAUUUGUAUAGGCACACUUAUGAAGUUCAAACAAUGCAAAAACGAACAAAGGAAGACAGCAUAAUGUUAUUUGAAUGAGUUGGAUGAUGUGGUUUAGUUCUUCAGCUGAAGCUGUGAACAAAGUCCAAAACAUUUAACUCUGUUCUGUGCAUUUCCAACAGGGCCAAGAACAACACUGGGAGUGAAGGGUUAACUUUUAGGUCUGCAACUGUAAACAUCUUAAAAUUAGAAUAACUUCUAUUGCAGAAAACUAACUAAUUGUUGACGUAAAACAAUAGGUUUGUAUUAAGAGUUAAAGGAGCAUUACAUCAUAAAGUCAUUUUUACUCUACAUGCUAAGAAAUUUAAGCUUAGAACUGUUUUUUUUCCUACACUGACAGUGACAAAAAUACUUGGACAUUAAAAUCUGCACUAAUGAUUUUUUUCUGUUAAUCUAAACUCCAACUUUGUCUGAAAGUGUUGAUCAAAUGAAUUAGAUAAACUGCUUUUUAUGCACUUUGCUUUGAGAAACAAAAAGUCAUUCGUGAUUCCACCAAAAGCCAACAAAGACAAAAAUAAUAAUAAAUAAAUGAAUGUGCUACUGUGAGCGACGGGGUGAGGUGUUGUUUUGUUUCGUUUCCGGUGAGCCUCGUGUGGCUCUUUGAUGUUGACCUCGUGGCUGGACUCGUCUUCCCCCUCUCCUGGUGCAUGUUAUCGCUUUCGAUCUUCAAUCCAGAGUUUGUCUGAACGGCUCACCCGUCCUGUGUGAACUUAACACAACACUGUUUAUCAAAGAACACUGUAGACAGCCGUUACUAAAUCGUAGGACGCUCAAAUCUGUGCGUCUAGAAAUGAUUAUAGAAACCUUAAAAGACACUUGUUAGAUGUUUGCUAACACUACAUGAAUGCCAGCAGUAUUAUGAUCCAGAGCUGCUAUGUUUGCUCCAACUUGAAUUUGUUGUGCUUUCCGUCAUUUCUUCCAUUUUCUUCGAGUUUAUCUGCUAAACUGUAACAUCUGCAGAUCAUCACAAAACUGUGGCAGAUAUUUUUGUGACGUUGUGAAUUUCUUACAUGUGUGUUUAGCGGUUGAUUUUAGUUUUGAGGUCAUUGCAACAUCCCUGCAUUAAAACAAGGAACUGCACAAUGAUUCACAGCCAUCACUUUAAUAAGAGGAAGUUUCUUCAACAUAAAUAAAUUCAUCUGUAACAAUA
Molecule: messenger RNA, 3972 nt
Organism: Poeciliopsis prolifica (blackstripe livebearer)
Lineage: Eukaryota; Metazoa; Chordata; Actinopteri; Cyprinodontiformes; Poeciliidae
Product: rabenosyn-5
Exons: 12
Coding region: 237-2552 (771 amino acids)
Molecular function (GO): metal ion binding
Source: RefSeq, a predicted model, not a curated record